Messenger RNA from Thecamonas trahens ATCC 50062, 1458 nucleotides. RefSeq lists its product as uncharacterized. The coding region runs from base 1 to 1389 and encodes 462 amino acids. The record is from RefSeq and is a predicted model, not a curated record. The transcript is spliced from 3 exons. NCBI's taxonomy places the organism in Eukaryota, Apusomonadida, Apusomonadidae.
AUGUCUUCGCUGGGAACCAAGGCCAACGAGGUCGGCGCUGCUGCUGACGAGCUUGUUGCUUCCGACGAUGCCUCCGGCACCAAGGCCACCGCCGUUGCCCGCGCUGUCUCCCAGCUUCUGGGCGAGGCCUCCAAGUCUGGCGCCUCCACCCAUGUCCUCCAGUCCGCCAUGAACGUGGCCGACACCGCUGGCAAGGUCAUCGCCGCCAAGCGCUCCAAGUCGGACAACGUCUCGUCGCUCAACGAGGCCCUAAAGAACGACAUCCAGCAGCUUCAUGACGCCCUCAACGAGGAGCCGAACAAGGCUGACGGCAAGCGCCGCAAGAAGGAGGCUGCCAAGCCCGCCGCCAAGGCCGACGACGGUGCCGCCGCCAAGAAGGCCGCUGACGAGGCUGCCGCCAAGAAGGCCGCCGAUGAGGCCGCUGCCAAGAAGGCCGCUGACGAGGCUGCCGCAAAGAAGGCCGCUGAUGAGGCUGCCGCCCGCCAGCAGCGCGAGGCCAACGCCGCCGCUGCCAACGCCGACGCCGCCGCUCCGGCUGCUGCCACCGAGGAGGUUGUCGUCGAGGCUGCCGCCGAGCCGGUCCAGCAGGUCUACGGUGGCUUCCAGCAGCAGACCUUUGGCUACGGCAACACCUUUGCCCAGCAGCCGCAGGGCACCCAGUUUGGCGGCAUGCCGACUCUCCCGCCGGUCGUGACCAAGGCCGACAAGGUUGACCCGCGCCUCCCGACCCAGGUCCUUCCGCUCAACUACCCGCCGUUCCCGCCGCAGGCCUACGAGACCAAGUCGGCCGUCGCCGAGGAGGACUCGUCGUCCAAGAAGUCGAAGAAGUCGAAGAAGUCGAAGAAGUCGUCCAAGAAGACCAAGUCCGCUUCGACCGCCCCGGCCGCCUUUGGCUACCCGCAGCAGGGCUACCCGACUUACGGCGCCUACCCGCAGCAGGGCUACCCGACCUACGGCUACCCGCAGCAGCAGGCUUCCGGCUACCAGCAGCCGCAGCAGUUCGGCUACCCCACCUUUGGCUACCCGCAGCAGCAGGCCUCCGGCUACCAGCAGCCGCAGCAGUUUGGCUUCCCGCAGCAGCAGUUUGGCUUCCAGCAGCAGUUUGCCGCCUUCCCGCAGCAGCAGCAGACCUCGGGCUACCAGCAGCCGCAGCCGUUUGGCUUCCCCCAGCAGCAGCCGUUUGGCUUCCCGCAGCAGCAGCAGGCCUCGGGCUACCAGCAGCCGCAGCAGCAGUUCGGUGGCUUCCCGGGCGCCUACCCGGGCGCCUUCCCGCAGCCGCGCGUUGUCGAGGGUGAGGUCAUCGCCCGCUACCCGGCCCCGCCUCCGUCGUACCCUGCCCCGGUCCAGAACACCUCCGAUGAUGACGAUGCCGAGUCGGACGACGAGUAACUUGCACUUUGUUCUCCAGGGCAGAUGACACUGCCUCUACGUGGACAUGAUCACCAGUGAACCAACAUC